This is a messenger RNA of Aedes aegypti (yellow fever mosquito), 1416 nucleotides long. RefSeq names its product endochitinase. Gene Ontology annotation, molecular function: chitin binding; chitinase activity. The transcript has 4 exons. Gene Ontology annotation, biological process: chitin catabolic process; carbohydrate metabolic process. Gene Ontology annotation, cellular component: extracellular region. The coding region runs from base 95 to 1360 and encodes 421 amino acids. Lineage: Eukaryota; Metazoa; Arthropoda; Insecta; Diptera; Culicidae. The record is from RefSeq and is a predicted model, not a curated record.
UUCUCUGGAUGCAUCGCGAUCGCUCAGAUCGCUUAAAACAGCCGGUCUCGAUCGUCGCCGGCCACAGUUUACGUAGGACCUCCCAUCGGGCAAGAUGGGACUUAAGGAUAAUGUGAUGGUGUUUAUGGCGGCAUUCUAUGCCUUGAUUGCAUUAGCGAGCGCGAUCGAUGAUGGUGCAUCACGUCGAAUGGUGUGUCACUAUACGACCUGGUCCCAGGGUCGAUCUGGAGGAGCAUCCUACCGUGUGGAGAACGUACCGGGAAAUCUAUGCACACACGUGGUAUACAACUUCAUCGGUAUCGAUGAAGAUACGUACAAACUGGUACCGCUGCAACGAGAAAUCGACAUCGUUCAAGAUGGGUUCGGACGGUUCGUUGAUCUGAAGAAGACUUAUCCUGAACUUAAAACAACGAUCGCUGUUGGAGGAUGGGGGCACGGUGGGGCUAAGUUCAGCAAGAUGGCUGCUUUUAGGGAUCGCAGAAAGAUCUUCGUUCAGAGUGUGGUGAACUUUUUGGAGGAAUACGACUUUGAUGGGCUGGAAAUUGCAUGGCUUUAUCCGGGUAAUCCCGAACGAGGUGGAAACAGUAACGAUAAAGACAACUUGAUUUAUUUGGUGGAGGAGCUGAAACGAGCUUUCCAGUCUCGAGGAAGAGGAUGGGAAGUAACUGUACAAGUACCGUUAGAUAAAACCAGAUUGGCAAUCGGAUACGACAUCGAAGACUUGUGCGAUGCUGCACACUUUGUCCAUCUUAUCGGAUACGAUAUGCGAGGAUGGUGGAAUAAUUUCGCCGACGUACAUAGCCCCAUGGCUGAUCGUUCCCACGAUGUGGCAAACUUCCGCGGAAUCAACGUUCGGGACGGAGUUCAACAUUUGUUAACUAAUCGUUGUACACCUGGCAAGAUGGUUUUGGGAGUUGCUCUGUUCGGUAGAACGUACAUGUUGGCCAAUUCCCAGCAGAACAGCAUCGGUUCGCGGACGACAGGUCCAGGGCCGGCGGGCACCUACACUCACGAGGCAGGAUAUCUCGGAUACUGCGAAAUUUGUCGCAAGUUUCUUUCCAGAUCACCUAUAGCACAAUCCCCGUGGCCAAAGCUGUGGGAUGACGUAGGUCUGUGUCCUUAUACCUACCGAGGACGUGAAUGGAUUGGCUAUGAGGACGAACAAUCGCUCCAGGAGAAAGUUAAUCUAGUCAAAGAGAAGCAGUUGGCCGGAAUCUAUGCGUUCUCGCUGGAUUUGGAUGACUACCUAGGUGACUGCGCGAGUGAGCCGUACCCGCUGACCAGGAAGUUGUAUGAAUAUGUUAAAGAGACGAAAGAUUGCGGAAAUAUCGGAGGAUUCUUCAACAGGGACGAGUGCUGAUACCGAGUAUUUGGCAUUUAUAUACAUAAUAAAACGUCGAAAUUCCUAUGAAUUAA